Rubroshorea leprosula is the source of this 526-nucleotide messenger RNA. The record is from the annotation of a GenBank genome assembly. NCBI's taxonomy places the organism in Eukaryota, Viridiplantae, Streptophyta, Magnoliopsida, Malvales, Dipterocarpaceae.
GAGGCGGUGGCGAUGUCGAUUGCGUGGUCAGGAGGAUGAGGAGUGGCGGCAAAUGGGAUGAUGGAGGAGGAUAUGGAAGAAUUGGAGGGCCUUGGGACCGUGGUUCCAGAGGCGCUUGAUGAUGGUAUCUACAAGGUGAGGGGUCCAGGUGAUGGAAGGAGAGAAAAGGAGUUGAGACAGGGUGUCCCGGUCGGUGGAGGUAAGAACAAGGUUAGAGAUGGCAGCAGCGGCUGUCUCUUGUGGCGGUGCUGUGCUGGAAUUGGCAGUGGAGGUUGAGAAGGGGGUUGGCGGGCGGAAAAGCAGAAGCUGAGUCAGAGGAAGCAAGUGAGAAAGAAGGCCCGGAAUUGGAAGAUGCUCGAGCCACCAUUGCAGAGGUUGAAAAGUUGUUUCAGACAACAGAGGCUUAGCAAUAUAGCUCAAAUAUUAUGAAUGUAACUACUGACUUCAAACAUGUGACUUAGAUUGCCAUGAAUUUGUACCAUUUUGUUCCCGAGACAAUGAGGCUUAAUCUCCUGAUUUUUUUCCA